This is a messenger RNA of Parasteatoda tepidariorum (common house spider), 1224 nucleotides long. RefSeq names its product putative glutamate receptor. Gene Ontology annotation, molecular function: ligand-gated monoatomic ion channel activity. NCBI's taxonomy places the organism in Eukaryota, Metazoa, Arthropoda, Arachnida, Araneae, Theridiidae. Gene Ontology annotation, cellular component: membrane. The record is from RefSeq and is a predicted model, not a curated record.
AUGAAGGCAUAUUUUCCCUCUAAACUCAGAAUCUCAGUUUUACCAAUCGUCGAAGUUUUAGAAAUUAAAAGAAUCAACAAUACUACCAUUAUCUCAGGUUUUGAAUCAGAAUUAAUAAACCUAUUGUCACACAAACUAAAUUUUCAGUAUGAGAUUUUUGUUCCAUCAGACUUAUCGUACGGUUUCAAGGAUACCUACGGAAACUGGACUGGAAUGGUUGGAAUGCUCGCAAGGAAUGAAGCUGACAUUGCAUUCUCCUUAAUGGGUAUCACCGAAGAGAGGUCAACUGUACUGGACUUCAGCAUACCUUACCUAACUCUCGAAAAAACGUUUUUGAUGCGUCAUGCUUCAUUUUUGCCCAAAACUUCAGCAUUCACGUAUCCUUUCAGUAGGCUCGUAUGGUUUUUAUUCUUUAUCGUUCUGCUUUUAGUGACAGUUCUAUUUCGAACCUUGAUUUCACCAAAAGAAUCUAUGUGUUCCGUUUUCCUCAAUUUGUGGGGAUCUGCUUUCGGCCAAGGAAUAAAAUACAACCCUCGUUCAAUGCUCAGACGGAUGCCACUUGGAAUUUGGCUCCUUUAUUCAUACGUGCUAAUUUUAUGUUACAGUUCAGUCCUGUUAUCAGUUUUGACAUCUCCCAUCAAAAUGAAACAAAUAAAAGAUUUCAAGGAUCUCUACACCGCAGUCAAAGAGGGGGAAAUGGAGUGUCGAGCAGCGUUACCCACUCUGGAAGCAAAAUAUUUGUUGAAAAGUGAUAUACCCUAUCUUAAAGGAUUAGGGGAAUAUAUUACAAAGAAUAAAUGGUACUACACACCUAGUACCAACCAAAGUGUUCCAAAACACACAGCAAUGCUUGGGUCACCUUAUCUGUUCCGAUUAGUUUUUGGAUCCCCUCAAGCCUACUUUUAUUCCAAGGACGCUUUUGGGUAUUUUCCGUUCGGAGUUGCAGUCAGGAAAGAUUUUUGUUGCAAAGAGCGCUUCAACACAAUUCUACGCCGAAUUUUAAAUGGUGGUUUAUAUAACAAAUUCAUGUACGAUGCAUUCUUUAAAUUGGAUUUAAAGAAAAAAUUGAAGAAUGAUUUUUAUGAUAACACAUCAGCAUCAGCUUUAGGAUUAUCAGAUUUAAAUGGAGUGUUUAUUGUUCUUGGUGCUGGCUGGGCAGCAGCUGUUUUAGUUUUGAUACUAGAAAUCACCUCCAGUCGAUGGCUGUGCUCAGCACCUCCUUAG